Molecule: messenger RNA, 1611 nt
Organism: Tetrahymena thermophila SB210
Lineage: Eukaryota; Ciliophora; Oligohymenophorea; Hymenostomatida; Tetrahymenidae
Exons: 3
Source: RefSeq, a predicted model, not a curated record
AUGGAUUAAAGAUUGUAAAGGGGAUAAAUAAAGCCCAAAAGACCUUAUAAAAGAAAAAAUGUUUCAGAAAUCUCAUCAAGAGGAGUAACAAAGAAAACAAAAAGAAGAAAAGAUUCUGCAGCCUCCUUAUAAAUAGCCAAACAAAUUACAAAAAGGCCAUACAAUAAAAAAUAAAAAGAUCCAUAAUUUGCUGUCCCUCACAAAGGAAGGCCUAGUAGCGCAGCAUCAUAACAAGGAAUAAAAAAUUAAAAUAAUUUAAUUCAUAUAGAAGUGGGAACUACAUAGGUAAAAUAAAAUACUGCUAAGAACUCUCAAUUUAAUCCAAAAGGAUUAGUUAUAAUUGACAAACUUUCAGAAUUUGCAAAUAACUAUUUAUAAAACCCUCCAAGAAACGAAGAACCAAAAAAGAAAAAAAAAUUGAUAGAAGAAGCUGAGUGGGAUGUCUUAAAUGAUAGGAAAAAAAAGUAUUUUGAAAUUGUAAAUAAUUAUCCUUAUUUAAAGAGUUAGGAGGAAAAUUCUAAUAAAGAAAAAUAGAAGAAGUAAAAUGAAAUUAUUACAGAAAAUAAUUAGGAAGAAAUUUGUGCCAAAAAAAAUGAAGAAAAUAAAAAUUAAAUGGAUUUAGAAAAUGUGAGUAAAGCUAAAGAAGAAAAUAAUAAUAAAGCUAAAGAAGAAAAUAAUAAUAAAACUGAAGAUGAAAAUAAUAAUAAGGCUGAAAAAGAAGAAGAAAAAAAUAAUUUAAUUGAAGAGGAAAAUAAUAAUUAGGUUGAAGAAGAAAGUAAUCAUAAAGCUGAAUAGCAAAGUAUUUUGAGAACUGAUUAAAAAAAUCAUUCUAUGUCAUAGUAAUAAGAAAUAUAAGAAAGUAUAGAAAAAAGAAAUGAAAUCAAAUUAGAAAAUAGUUAAGAUUAAAUGAAAGAAGAACGAGUAGAAAAAAUUGAAGAAGUUGUUGAAUAAAAUGUAAAUAAUAAAGGUAAUUAAAUAGUUAUUGUAGAUGAUGAAGUAAAGGAAGAACCUAAAUAAGAGGAAUGUAAUUUAGAAUUACUAGAAGUAAAAGAAGAAGAAAAUAAAUAAAUUGAGUAGCUUUAAUCAGAUUAGAAUAAUAUGAAGAUAAAAGAAGUUCAAAAUUAAGAAAACAUUUUAGUUAUUGAAGAAAAAAUUGAAGAGAACUAAUAGGUAGAGCCAGUAUAAGCAAGCAAAUAAGAUCCCUUAUAGGAAAUGAAUAAGACAGCAAGUUCAACUUCAGAUCAAGAAUUUGAUUUAAUUUAAAAUCUUAUUAAAAAUAACAUAAAUGAUGUUUAAAAAGUAGCAGAAACAAAAAUAUCUAGCUUACUAGAAAACUAAGAAAACCUUUCAGAAAGUAUUAAGAAUGAAAGUUUUAUGGUUAAACUUUUUUAGACUAUGAAAAAUUUAGUUACUAGUUACAUUUAGUGCUUAGAUUAAAAAGAUCCAUCUUAUGAAGCUUAUAUAAAUAAGUUUUUUUAAUUUGUAUUUAAUCAAGCUAAAUAGGUUUUAGAAUAAAUAAACUGCAUUUUGCAGCUCAAGGAUGAAGAAAAAUUAAUUAUCGACAUACUUUAUCAUAGAUAUUAGUAAAAAUUGAAAGAAGUGUAAAUUUGA